This is a messenger RNA of Naegleria lovaniensis, 1107 nucleotides long. RefSeq lists its product as uncharacterized. The coding region runs from base 1 to 1107 and encodes 368 amino acids. The record is from RefSeq and is a predicted model, not a curated record. The transcript has a single exon. NCBI's taxonomy places the organism in Eukaryota, Heterolobosea, Eutetramitea, Acrasida, Naegleriidae.
AUGACAAAGGAAGCUGCAAGACGUAAAUUCAAAACCGAAGACGGUCAUGUCUAUGUCAAAGUUGGUGAACUUACUGACUCUGACAAGACAGCCAUUCAAACAGUUACUCAAUCAAUCAAACCAGAUCAUCCCGAAGAGAAACUCACACUAACCACUGCUCGUGUCGUGAUGGAUGAAGCCACUGGCGAACGAAUCAUCUUGGUCAAUGGUUUCAAGACCAAACCAAAGGAUCGUUCCAAGAGAAUUCUCAAAAAUCCAACAGCUGUUGCCGAGGAAAACAUUGUUCAUGGUACUCGUCGUCGAAAGCAUGUGAAUUAUAAGGAAUGUACCGAGAAGAGGAAGGAGAGCAUUUCUCAUAAUACAUAUGAAGAGAGACAACGAAAGACUUCUAAAAAGAAGGCAACCUCAAAGAAGACCAGUAAAAAGCGUACCACUUCUCGUGAUGAGGAUGAGGAGGAUGAGAUGGAAAUGAUGCAUGAUGAUAAGGAAAAUGUGGAUCAACAACAACAACAACCAUUGGAAGAAGAAACGGAAGCUCAACCCAUUCCAAAGAAGGAAAAGCGUCCCACUAAGAAAUCUAAGAAGGCUCAACAAGCAGCUCAACAACAAAUUCAAUCAGAACAACCAACCCAAGAUGCAGCUGCAUGGCCACAUCCAUUAAGUCCUAAAGUAUGCGAGUUGAUUGAAAAGUUGGGCGGAGAACUCCCUCUCUCCAUUAAGAAACGUCGUUAUCGGGACAUGGUGUUGAGCGAUGCCAUCAGCUUGUUUGGUUCCAUCCAAUGGAAACGAGGCUCUUCACUCUACGUUGCCGAUAAAUCCAAAGUGAACGAUGAAGAAAUUUGUAUGGAACAUCAACUAUUCCUCAUGGAUCCCGAUCAAUACGAACACAUUGAAUGGUUCCGUGGUAAGGAUGAUUUUAUUUUUUUGGGCGAUAGCGACUCUGCAUUGUGCGUGUGCCGUUUAUCGGAAUCGAGUGAUGAUUUUCCAAUUUAUUUAGUGAUGGAAGCAUGUGAGGAUUUGCCAGAGGUGGUGCUCAAGUUUUCCUUGUCGGAAUAUUUGGGAAUGCUUUGCGUGAAGGAGGAACAGGAAGAUUCCAUGCAAUUGUGA